GCGGGGAUGCGGUUCGAGGGUUGUGGAGCGACAUUUGCCGAGGUGAUUGGGAGGUGCAGUGCGACGGACCCUAAGCGGACCGCCUGCGCUGCGGCCAGCACAACACCUUCUCGCUUGCCAUUCCUAUAUCCCCAGCUCGCCUUCAACAGGCCCUUUCGCUCCUUUGCCCGGACCUGACACCGCACACUCGCCCGCCAUGGCCCCCGCAGCUUCCGCGAAACACUUCAUCGCGCGCCACCCGCGCUACUCGACCCUCCUUGCGCUCGUCCUCGUCGGCCUCCUGUUCGUGUACGCCCAGGGCCCGCCGGACCCGCCCUACUUCAACAAGCACAACCCGCUCAAGACAUGGAUCUCCGAGGAGGACAGGCGGUACCAGCAGACGCUCCGAGAGCGAGAAGGGAUGGUGCGGAAGUGGGGGCCGACGCCGGAUCGUGUUCAGGCCUUCCCACCACAAGAUGACUUCUACACGCUCUGGGACUUCUACAUCCCGUCCUUCCGCUGCCCGCACCGCGUCGAGCGAGUCGGCGCCCUCGGAGACGGCGGCAAGUGGGUCUGCGGCCUCGAGCGCAUCGCGCAGCAAGACUCCUGCGUGAUCUACUCCUUCGGCAUCAACAACGAGUCGUCCUUCGAGGCCGCGCUCCUGCGCGCCGCCCCGCGCUGCCAGGUCUGGGGCUACGACUUCAGCGUGCCCAACUUCGGCCCCGAGAUCACGGAGGACUACAGCCUGCGCUCGCGCUCGCACUUCAAGUCGUGGGGCCUUGGCUCGGCGGACAACUACGGGCCGGACGCGAACCCGCCCUUCUACACGCUGCAGACGCUGAUGGCGAUGAACGGGCACUCCUUCAUUGACAUCCUCAAGGUCGACAUCGAAGGCGCCGAGUUCGACGCGCUCGCGUCCUUCCUGACGCACCACAUCGCCCAGGCCGCGAAGCGGCCCCCACCGCCCCCGCCCCCCUCCAACCCGCACGCGCCGCCGCCGCCCCCCUCGCCGAUGCUGCCCCUGCUCCCGAUCGGCCAGCUGCAGAUCGAGCUGCACGCACGCUCCGGCUCGGGCCACGACACCUUCGCGGCUUUCAACAGCUGGUGGGAGUCCCUCGAGGCCGCGGGCCUGCGCCCGUUCUUCGCGGAGCCGAAUCUCGUGUACGUGAACUUGGUGCGGGGCGUGCGGCCUGACCUUGUCGAGUACUCCCUGCUCAACAUCCGCGGAGACCAUGCAUUGGUCUCGGACCGCUACAUCGCUUUCUAGAUGCAUCCAGUGCUCUAUACGCGUGCUAUCCUAUCCCUCGCCUGUAGCCGCCUGCGGGCUCAAGGAUAAUCCUCAUUCUAUCUGGAGCCUGCUUCUAGCCUCUGCGGCUCUUCCUUGCCAGGCGCAACGGACGCGGACACUACCGUAAAAACUAAGGUUCAUAGCCGAGAAAUACCCAUGUAUCGUAUACUUACCCCCCAAUGCUUUCGCAUGCAUUCGUAACCGUCCUUCGAAUGCUCAUUGUGAUAUGUGGUCAGUGGUCAUGAUCAAUAGGUUGAGCUCGUCCGCGUAGAUCCAGAGUCAGCUGUUCAAAACCA
Messenger RNA from Rhodofomes roseus, 1563 nucleotides. Its product is annotated as methyltransferase domain-containing protein. The transcript is spliced from 5 exons. NCBI's taxonomy places the organism in Eukaryota, Fungi, Basidiomycota, Agaricomycetes, Polyporales, Fomitopsidaceae. Bases 197 to 1246 code for a protein of 349 amino acids. The record is from RefSeq and is a predicted model, not a curated record.